This is a messenger RNA of Gasterosteus aculeatus aculeatus (three-spined stickleback), 1210 nucleotides long. RefSeq names its product 3-oxoacyl-[acyl-carrier-protein] reductase FabG. NCBI's taxonomy places the organism in Eukaryota, Metazoa, Chordata, Actinopteri, Perciformes, Gasterosteidae. Gene Ontology annotation, molecular function: oxidoreductase activity. The record is from RefSeq and is a predicted model, not a curated record.
AACAGGCGGCGCCGUCAAACCAGUGAUGACCUACUACGUCAUCAUUAGUGGCCGAACCGUGUCGAGCAGACCUCAGCAAUUUCUUGCAAACUAGUCCAAAAACUCCACACAAAUGGCCUCGGACGAUGCGUUUAAAGUGUCUUCCCUGAGGGGGAAAGUCGCCCUGAUAACGGGGGCCAGCUCGGGCAUCGGCGCGGGAGCGAGUCUCCUGUUCGCCAAACUCGGAGCCCUGUUGGCUCUAAACGGCCGCGACGUGGACAACCUGAAGAAGAUAGCCAAGCAGUGCACCGACUGCGGAGCAGCCGAGCCGCUGCUCGUGACCGGAGACCUCACCGACGAGGACACGGUGAAGAGGACGGUGGAGCGGACCGUCGCCCACUUCGGCCGGCUGGACGUCCUCAUCAACAGCGCCGGGAUCCUGGCCAUGGGCAGCAUAGAGACCACCGACCUGGCCCAGUACGACAAGGUCAUGGACGUCAACGUCAGAGCCGUUUACCACCUGACUCAGCUUUGUGUGCCCCACCUGAUCAAGACCAAAGGCUCCAUCGUCAACGUGUCCAGCGUGAACGGGCAGAGAUCAUUCCCCGGCGUGCUGGCCUAUUGCAUGUCCAAGUCCGCCAUCGAUCAGUUCACGCGCUGUACGGCGCUUGAGCUGGCAUCAAAGCAAGUCCGAGUGAACUCUGUCUGCCCGGGUGUGAUCAUCACCGAGGUCCACAAGAGAGCAGGACUGGACGAGGACCAGUACGCCCAGUUCCUUGCAAAGUGCAAGCAGACCCACGCCCUCGGCCGCCCGGGGGAGGUGGAGGAAGUGGCCAACAGCAUCGCCUUCCUGGCGUCCGACGCCGCCAGCUUCAUUACCGGAGUCAACCUCCCCGUCGACGGCGGACGCCACGCCAUGUGCCCGAGAUAAGAAGAUCAUGUACGCGAAGAUAGAGGCAUGAAAUCGCUCUUUCAACCUCUUUUUUUUUAUUUUUUUGGUUCCCGCUAAGACUGAUAGCGCAGCUGACAGAGAAUAAAGGAAGGGAAGUGCUUCAAGGACACAAUUUGUCCUCCGUGUUUACACGGGUAGCUGUCAGGAUUUGACAGUUCCACGUGUGAAAUGAAUAUCAGGAAGCUUAAACCGCAGGCAGCGUGAAUGAGUCUUAUUUUCUCGCUUUGCCAUCGACUUUUCUUUGAUGUAAAGAAAAAUUAAAGCUGCUUAUCAUCAAAA